AGGUCUUCCUGUAGCCCAGCUGGCCUGGAACUCGCUAUGUAUACGAGUGGCCUAGAUCUCACAGAAAUCCACCUCGUGCCUCUGCCUCCCGACAGCUGGGUAGAGGGACUGAACUAUUUGUUUCCUGUUCUGGAAGUUCACGCUGAUCUUGUAUAUCUGCACUACCUGCCUUCAGCUGACGAGGGCGCCAUGGGGGGGGGGCGGUCAAAGGCCUUUAAACGCCUCUCGCACUCCGUAGUGGCGUGCUCGCGUCAUCACGGCGGCCGCGGCGCAGGCGCACUGUCGAGGCCUUGGCUCUUGCCUUGGCUCUGUUGUCGUUCUGGAUCCUGCGGUGUCUUCUUGUGGCCCUGAGGUCGCCCCUCUGGCCGCGCUGGCCCGGUUGGCGUUGGGUGAGCGGCAUCCCGGGGCCCACAUGAACCAGUGGCAUCACGCCCGCGGAGGCCGCAGUCGGGGCCGGGACUUCUCUGGCCGUGCCCCACCCAAGAAGAAGGGCAGAAACCACGUCCCGGAAAGGUGGAAAGACUAUCUCCCAAUUGGACAGCGGAUGUCCGGGACUCGUUUCAUUGCUUUCAAAGUCCCUUUGCAAAAGAAAUUUGAAGUGAAUCUUGCUCCAGAAGAAUGUUUUUCUCCUUUGGAUCUUUUUAAUAAAAUUCAAGAACAAAAUGAAGAACUUGGAUUGAUAAUUGAUUUAACAUAUACUCAGCGCUAUUAUAAAGCAGAGGAUUUGCCAGAAACUAUUUCUUACAUAAAAAUUUUUACAGUUGGGCAUCAGGUACCCGAUGAUGACACUAUUUUUAAAUUCAAACGUGCAGUUAAAGAGUUUUUAAAGGAAAAUAAAGAUAAUGACAAACUUAUUGGUGUCCACUGUACCCAUGGUUUAAACAGGACUGGUUACCUCAUCUGUAGAUAUUUGAUUGAUGUAGAAGGCAUGAGGCCAGAUGAUGCAAUUGAAUUAUUCAAUAGGUGCCGGGGGCACUGCAUAGAAAGACAAAACUACAUUGAAAACCUUCAGAAAGGUCGUGGCAGAAAGAACCGGAACUCUAGCACAUCUAGGUCAGGUGUUUUUGAAGACUCAGCACAUCUCAUGGAACAAGUACCGACCACUAACAAGCCUGUGAACCAAGGACCUAGGAACAACCGGCCUGGUGGUCAUCUACCACCUUCUCGGCAUUUUCACACCCAGACCCAAAACUCACAGCAGUCAUUCAGUAAAGGAAGAUUUUAGAAUGGGUGAACUAUUAACUUGCCUUGCAAAUUACUUUUUUAAACCUGCCUUGUUUUCCCUCUGUCUUUCUUCUGACUACAUUUUGGUAUGGGGGUGUGUCGAUGCAGAAAUUUUUAGUGUUUUUAUCAUGUUCUAUUACUGACCAAAUCUUUCUGGGCAUCAUUUUCCCUAAGUGUUCAAACUUUCUAUUAAAAAUCUACCCAGGAGACAUUUUUUAAUUAAUUAAUUAAUUUUUGCAUCUACACUCCCCAUACUUGUAGCAUUUCUGUGAUUAGGUAUCCUUUCUUUGCCAGUCAGUUGUGGGAUAUGACCAACUUCUUUUCACUGAACUGCCAGAAGCCAUCUAAUGAGUGGACAUGUAAAAUGUUAGGUAUUGAUUGCCAGGUCACACAGGAGUAAUCUGACUGAUAAACCAGAGUGCUAGUUAAUUAAGUUAUUUACCUGGGAGGGUAACUGUCACCAACAGGUAGAACUUGUCCAGAAGGCUUGACGAUAUCUUUAGAUUUUUAAAGGUUAAACAGAUUAGGACAUAACCAUUAAUCCUAGGAUUUAUGGGAAGACUUGAGGAUGUUAUUGCUCCUUUAUUGAACUUUGUGGUCCAGGAUCUCUCUCAGUUGCUUCCCAUACUGGAAUGGUGCUCUUUCUCUGGAACAUACAACAGGCUGCUUGGAAGGGUGCUAAUUACUUCAGCUUACUCAGGAAGUGACUCAUUAUCAUGACAUGUAGUAAACCUCAGCGAUUGUUUGGUGAACACUUGGGCAAACGUGGCUUCAAUUUUAAAGCCUCUGAUUUUGAGGAUUUGUAUCAUUGAUGCUACACAGGAUAGUUUCUCUUCUCUCUCAUAUGCAAACGUGCAGCUGGCCUUUCAGGAAGUACUUGUAAUUCAUCUGUUCUCCUUGCCUCUGGCUAAUUUGCUCAGUCAAGUUGCUGUACAGCCAAGUGAUGGCUCCUAAAGUUUUCAGUUCACCACAUUUAAUGGAGAUACAAAGGUCCUUCUUGCUAUAAGGCUCCUCCUGCAGACUUCUCCAGGAUGUACUAUAAAGGUUCAUAUUGGAAGAAACUGGAGCAGACAGUUGUGAGGCAAAAAAGGAAAAGAGCAGGGGUAGGAACAAAAGUUCAGCCAUCUCACAGAUGUAAACAACAUCCUGACAGCAGCUUCUGAGGACACUGCCAACAGAGGGCCAUCACAUAAGCUCUGCCACUUUCAAAACUUAUUUCUGAUCCUUGUCCUAUUUCUCCCCACUUUUGUUAUCAACACGGCCUUGUUAAAAACCAUGUUUACCAUUGGAUAUCUAGUGACUCUGAUAUUCUUGCAUAUGCUGGUCUGGCUCUUGUCAGAUGGCUUCCACACCGUUAAAAGGCCUCUAGUGAAAGGAAGCAGUAGCUUCCUUUUUAAAAGAAAUUCUAAUGGUCUAUGUAGGCUUUUAUUUGUUUAUUUAUUUUUGUCUUUUUGAAGCAGGGUCUCCCUGUAGCCCCAGCUGUCCUGGAACUCACUAUGUAGA
Messenger RNA from Nannospalax galili (Upper Galilee mountains blind mole rat), 2727 nucleotides. RefSeq names its product dual specificity phosphatase 11 (gene Dusp11). Lineage: Eukaryota; Metazoa; Chordata; Mammalia; Rodentia; Spalacidae. Gene Ontology annotation, biological process: protein dephosphorylation. The record is from RefSeq and is a predicted model, not a curated record. Gene Ontology annotation, molecular function: polynucleotide 5'-phosphatase activity; protein tyrosine/serine/threonine phosphatase activity.